Neocloeon triangulifer is the source of this 2706-nucleotide messenger RNA. RefSeq names its product mediator of RNA polymerase II transcription subunit 26 (gene MED26). The coding region runs from base 126 to 1436 and encodes 436 amino acids. The record is from RefSeq and is a predicted model, not a curated record. The transcript is spliced from 5 exons. Gene Ontology annotation, cellular component: nucleus. NCBI's taxonomy places the organism in Eukaryota, Metazoa, Arthropoda, Insecta, Ephemeroptera, Baetidae.
AGCGCUAGUGAACUAGCCCGUCGGGUGGCGAUGAGGAGCAACGAGCAGUCGUAUGUCCGCCAUCGAGGGCCCGAGAGGAACGUGCCUCGCGGAUCCACACUCAGGCGCCAGUUCCCUUCGCCCUGAUGCAGCACAGCCCACCGGAGAUCAAAGAUAGAUUGCUAAAGGCUCUGGAUUCCGAAUAUAAUGUUGUUGAUAUGGGCGCCGUUUUGGAAGUCAUAACAAUCUUGGAGAAGACGCAUAUGACAAAGGAGUCCUUGGAGGUAACACGACUGGGCAAGCACAUCAAUGAAUUCCGACGCAAAACGAACAACGAAGCCCUGGCCAAAAGGGCCAAGGACCUGCUUCGAAGGUGGAGGAGCAUGAUCGUGCCAGGCGGGGGUGGCGCGGCGCCUGUGACUUCGACGCCACCCCUCGAGCCUCUUGCCACGCUGAACGGCUCCAACAGCACCAACAUCACAGGACCUGGACCAGGAGGGACACACAAGUCAUGCAGGUCAACCCUGACCUCUCCAGCAAUGUCGACGGCCAGCAGUUCGAGUCCUGGUCUGCGGCGCCUGCCUUCGGUGCCGAGCAGCCCCCAGUUGAGCCGAACCGCCUCCCCUCGGCUGGAGCCAGUCGGCCGCACACAUGCCAGCAACAAACGCCUCCGGAAAGAGAAUCUGGAGGGGGCGGAGGCGGCCGCCGCCUCAGGUCCGACCCCAGGGAAGCAGCAGCGAGUCAACGGCUGCUGCACUAAAGAAAGUGCCUCGAUCAGCCCCCUAGUGCCUAACCUAGACUUAGUCAAGAAGAGCAAGCACAGCUCAAGCAGCACAUCAAGCUCAGCCUCCACCUUGCAGCCUCCACCGCCUCCGGCCUCCACAUCAUCUCUAGUCGCAGACACUGAUAUUGUCAAAGCCAAGAUGGCGCAGAUGGGUCGGCGCGUCAAGACCACGCAGGAGCUGCUGCAAGACCUGAAGCAUCGUGAUGGAGGCGGCAGCGUCGUCGCGCUGACGGCGCCCAACACGGACGCCGACGACUUCCGCCGCAGCAAAACCGAGCACCUGGCCAAAUUCCUGAACUCGCAGGCCGAGAACGAGCGACCAGUUGCGCCCCCAAAGGUGGUUCCCGAGGUAAUUUUGGCCCCGGGAUCGCCAACCACGCGGCGGGUUGCCGAAAUCUUGUCCUCGCUGCCUCCGAUCGACCUGUCCGUGCUGGAGGAGGACCAGGAGGAAGAGGAGCCGCCCCCAGAACGCAGCCCCCAACCGCCUCCGGAGGCUCUGAUCGAGCAGGUGCUGGCCGGCGACCCGAUCGAGGGGGUCACGGGCACCCGGGAGGAGGAGGAGGGGGAGGGUGACAAGACUGAGCAGGCCUUCAAGGAGUGGCACGAGCCCGUGUGGCGCCGCUCGUACGACGCGAAGCCGUUCCUUGUGUGGCCGUACGUGAUCACAGACUGACACACCGUUGUCUGGCCGCUCCAAGCUCGCCUGUUUUGCAUUCCGCGCGUCUCCUGGGGCCACUAGCCUAGAUUCCUCCGCUUCUGUUUCUUUCAGUUUUACCUUUUAAGCGAGAAUUUCCGUGGAAUGCAAUCUAGAUUAUCAAAAAGUGCCUCCGAAACGAUUUCCACUGACAAGUCUUACACUUAUCGUAUAAUGCAGCAUUUCAAAGAAAAUGAAAAAAAAAGUCAGAUUAUUUGUUAAUUUGGAAAGGAGAGGAGAUUUGUUUACCGAAAAAUCGUACUUUGCACCAAAAGUUUAAUUUGAAUAUUUUUAAUCCCGAGGGCAGACAUUAAAUUCUGAUUAGGAAUUAUGUGUAUUUAAGGCAUCCUUAUUGAAAAAUUGAGUCUUUACAGCAGUGAUGGUUAAAAUUUCUGCUCUUAUUGUUGCAAAGACUUGAUGACUUUGAUUUUUACCACUUGCGUUGAUUGGCUUUGCAUUCGCACAAUAUUGGCAUCGGCUUGUAAUAAUUUUGCAUUUAUAUCGCUCGAGUGCUGAAUCGCAGAAGGGCCCAAACUUUUAUUUUUCUACGGAGCACACGUACGUGGUCCCAGGCGGAAUCGAAUCAUCCAUGAUGUAUCAAUUUAUAUUCCACGAAAUGGACAUCCUAAAUGCCAAAGUUGUGAUUUCCAGCCGCGCGCUCGCGGCUGCUAAAUUAAUUAAUUUGAUUUCAUCGAGUCCUCUUGUAUCAUACAUUUCACUGCAUUUCGUUUUUAAUGAGUGGUUUGGCACGUACAUGUCUCGGUUUUGAUAGAAAAAGAGAGUGAGCAGAUUGGUCGGUGCUGAACGAAAUUAAUAUCAUAUAUUCGCCCCCGAGAUUGCCAACCUAGGUGUGUGUAAAUCCCGAAGCCAUGAUUAUAUGCGUGUUUCGUUGCCCUCUCCAGUGUAAUUGAAUAUGUUGUGUUUGAUGUUGAAUUAAUUUUAGUUGAUUUAAAUAUUAAUUAAUACCGAUCCACAGUAUAUGAGUUAAAGUAGUUUUCCUCACUCAAGACGACGAAGUAAAAAAGAAGAGACGAGCCGAAGCGGCCAUCGACUGGCCUGGGCUGCGCCGCUACUUGUUGAAUUUAAUCAACCUAUAUAUAUAUAAAAAAAAAUACAAAAACCACUAAAAAUUGAAAUAUCGGUGAACAGAGUGAAAAUCAAAUCUUUAGAAGUGGAGCCGCGGAAAUUUUUGUUUUUAAUCGUCGCGCCAUGGAUCUAAGAGAGAAAAAUUAUAUUCAAUAAACGAACA